Messenger RNA from Tarenaya hassleriana, 1951 nucleotides. RefSeq lists its product as uncharacterized. The coding region runs from base 677 to 1951 and encodes 424 amino acids. Lineage: Eukaryota; Viridiplantae; Streptophyta; Magnoliopsida; Brassicales; Cleomaceae. The record is from RefSeq and is a predicted model, not a curated record. The transcript has 10 exons.
UAAUCUAUAGGAUAUAUUAAUCGACAGAUAGCCCACAACUUACGGGCCUUUAAGGCUAUUGUUUGGGCUCUUUUGAUGUUGUUUUAUCUUAACGUGGAAGGGAGUAGUGCAGAGUGCACGAGAACGUACGUGAGUCUUGCCGCAUGCAAUUAAAACUCGCUAUAUCUGUAAAUGUAAUAAACCCGUUUCUGCGUAUUGGGCGACCUCUGCUUUGCUCACAGUAAAAUCCCUAAUCCUCUCCGAUUCUGUCGCGUUUCGCGCCUUUCUGCUUCUCUCGUAAUGGCCUGGUAUCCUCGUGGUGGAGCACCUUACUCGUGUGUCUCGUGGUUUUACCUUUGUUACAAUGGAAACCCUUGAAGACGCAGACCGAUGCAUUAAGUAGCUCGACCAGUACAGUUGAAAGGUUUGGGCAGCAAUCAAAGAUGAUGAGUUCAUUCUUGCCAGCAUAAGUGAAACACGGCUUGAUCAAUGGCCAACUUAAACAGGAUUUCCAAAUGAUCUGGUGCAACUAUAUUGCCCAACAUCUAUACAACCUCGGCAUCCAUAUUCAACUCUCAACUAAGGAACGGGCAUUAUCAACAACUUGUAGUCAGGGCUUUUAUGUUCUGGUCUUGGCAGCCUGAAAUUGCCUCCAUCGUCAUUGGUUCUCUCGUCUUCCAGAGGGUCGGAUACUACCAUGGACGAGAGGAUUAUGGGCACCACAGCAGGUCACCAAGACGCCCGUCAUACAGAGGAGGAUGUGACUAUUCGGCUCGUGAGGAAAGAAGAUCGAGGAGAGAUCAGUCUUACUCUCCCUACAACAGGAGGUACUCCCGCGGUUCAAGUGGGCGAUUUCUCUCUUCCUUGGCGAUUUCUGUUGCGAUUUCUUCUUGCAAUAUCGUUCUCACUUCAGAUGGCUUCGUCUUCUUCAUCGUCUUCGGCUCCUAGUUACGAAGAUAUUCAGGUUUCUUUUGUAUACGAUUUUAACGACAUUCAUCAUGCUCCCAAGAUCACAACAAAGUGUUAUCCGUUUCAAACCAUUCGCUCUCUUAAAAAGGCUCUAACAGAUGAAGAAUGGGCAUAUUUCAACAAAGAAUCACAGUUUCGACACAUUUUCCACCUUCAAUGUGAAGACACGUUAAAGAUGGUUCCGGUGUCUGUCCUUUUACAUCGCGCAUUAAAGCUUGAAGGAAACGUGAAAGAGUUGUGGUUUGUUCUUAACGGUGUACCCGUUAGAUACUCGAUCACCGAACAUGCCAUCAUCUCUGGUCUAAACUGCGAAAAGUAUCCCAAAGAUUGGGCUGAACGCAGAGGACACGUGUUUCGGAUGAAAAUAUUUGGACCUUCUAAGGUGACUAUAUCAGGAGCAUUGGAGAAGUUGCAUAACACUUCAACCACGGAUGUGGAGGACAGAAAACGGUUAGCAAUAUUGAUUUUGCUAGGCGGGGUAGUAGACCAUGGUAUAAAGGGCAAUGAUGUGAUUCCCAAUGCCUUAGUUGAUAUGGUUGAAAAUCUGGAAUUCUGUGAAGAGUUUCCCUGGGGGAGAUAUACCUUCGACAAGAUAGUCGAUCAAAUAUUGAAGAUGUAUGCAAGCGAUCCUGAACCGAAGAAUAGAUGGCACUGUCCUGGAUUUGUAAUACCCCUCAUGUUGCUUCCUUUUGAAUGUGUGGAAAGUUUAGGCGCAAACGGAUGGUAUAUGGAUGUGGAAGAUGUUGAUCCAUCAUGUCCUAGGAUGUGCAAGAAACGCAUCCAACCGGGUCUCUUUGUCACACAUUCAAACGUGAUGAAACGCAUCGGUGUAACCUCACGGGGAAUUCGAAGUAUUCUUCAAACAGAGGGGGAAGAAGUACAUAUUUUGUUUAAUCUACAUGAAGAUGAAAGUAAUCAUCCACUGAAUAUAACUCAUCAACAAGAUGUUUGUAUGUCAAAUCUGUCGGAGGAAAAAGGAAUAUCACGCCCUUGGCAUCUUUAA